Messenger RNA from Capsicum annuum, 630 nucleotides. RefSeq names its product L10-interacting MYB domain-containing protein-like. Lineage: Eukaryota; Viridiplantae; Streptophyta; Magnoliopsida; Solanales; Solanaceae. Bases 1 to 630 code for a protein of 209 amino acids. The record is from RefSeq and is a predicted model, not a curated record. The transcript has 2 exons.
AUGUCGGAACCUAAUUCGGGACAUGCUAAUGCUAAGUGGGACAAUGCUACUCAUCUCCUCUUUUUAGAGUUAUGUGAAAAGGAGAUUAGAAAAGUAAAUAGGCCAAAUAGUUAUUUAGCAAAAAAUGAAAAGAAAAAUAUGAUUGAUGAGUUCAGUAAAAUGACGGAACGAAACUAUACCAAACUACAAAUAAAAAAUCAUUGGGACUACAUAAAGAAGGAAUGGUCUCUUUUCAAGCAAUUGAUUAGAGGAGAGACGGGUUUAGGAUGGGACCUCACGAAAAAAAUAAUUAUAGCAGAUGAUAAUUGGUGGGAGCAAAAAAUUAAGUUUCAUUAUGAUGCAUUAUUUGCUGAUAUUGUUGCUACGGAAGAAGAAGCACGUGCAACAAAUCAAGAACAAAUGUCUAAAAUCGGAAUAGAUCUCGAUGAAGAUGGAUUAAAUAGUAUUGAUGGUUAUAACAAGGAGCAGUUUAUUAAUUCUAAUGGUGAAAAGAGUGAUGAAAGUGAUGAUAUGCAGAAUGUAGAUUUUGUUAUGUUUUCUGAACCUUCACUAAAAAGGUCAAAAUCUAUGAGUGAUGUUGAUGGUGGCAGUCAAGUGAAAAGAACAAGACAAAGUCUGCAUCCUCGUUAA